CGUUCAACAUGCCUCCCAAAACUAGUGGUAAAGCAGCAAAGAAAGGCGGUAAGGCUAAGGCCACCCGUCCUACUGGCGACAAGAGAAAGCGAAAGAGAGGUAGAAAAGAAUCCUACGGUAUUUACAUCUACAAGGUAUUGAAGCAAGUUCACCCAGACACUGGUGUGUCAUCCAAGGCUAUGUCGAUCAUGAACAGCUUCGUCAACGACAUAUUUGAACGUAUCGCCACAGAGGCCUCCAGGUUGGCACACUACAACAAGCGUAGAACCAUUACCAGCAGAGAGGUUCAGACCGCUGUCCGUCUUCUUUUGCCCGGUGAGCUUGCCAAACAUGCAGUCAGUGAAGGAACAAAAGCAGUCACCAAGUAUACCAGUUCGAAGUAGUAUGCUUGUCAUACACAAACCAAACGGCCCUUUUCAGGGCCACCACAUCCUCCAAAAAGAGAACUACCGUGAAAAAAAAACUCACAACAUGCACCUAGAGCUGCCUACUAAUGCAGUGUUAUAUGACAUAUAUGAGCUUACACAUGGAAAUAAAUAUACCAUUACACGAAUGAAUGAAGGAAUACAUAAAUAAACAGAUAAAAUAAAUAAAUCAAUAUGUUUGAAUUAUUGUUGUAAGGUUGUAUAAAUAAGAAUGUUGUAACGUUUAUGAAAACAUGCGUAUUGGAAAAUGUACCUAUUCGUUAAAGUAAUGCUAAUAAACACAGCGAUAUCAAUACGUGGAAAAUCUUAA
Messenger RNA from Saccoglossus kowalevskii, 735 nucleotides. RefSeq names its product histone H2B, gonadal-like. Lineage: Eukaryota; Metazoa; Hemichordata; Enteropneusta; Harrimaniidae. Gene Ontology annotation, molecular function: structural constituent of chromatin; protein heterodimerization activity; DNA binding. The record is from RefSeq and is a predicted model, not a curated record. Gene Ontology annotation, cellular component: nucleosome.